This is a messenger RNA of Penicillium pulvis, 1812 nucleotides long. RefSeq lists its product as uncharacterized. The transcript has 4 exons. The record is from RefSeq and is a predicted model, not a curated record. Bases 1 to 1812 code for a protein of 603 amino acids. NCBI's taxonomy places the organism in Eukaryota, Fungi, Ascomycota, Eurotiomycetes, Eurotiales, Aspergillaceae.
AUGCCUAAAGCGGAAAACAAGGCACGUUCGGGGAAGGAGAUCUCCCAGGAUGCGGCAAGGGCUAUUAUGGAUGACAUUCGUGUACUGAAUGGGGGAUUACCGGAGGAGGACUGGCAGAGAAUGAGUGAGAAAGGAAAGAGAUCUCACAUGAACCUUCAACUACUAGCAGGAAACGGCAUCAUUCAUGUGGCAAAGGAUCUAUACGAUGCCGAUGCUCGAUUUAUCUUUGAACUGAUUCAGAACGCAGACGACAACAAGUACAGCGCAGCAGAUCAUCAAGGUCAACUGAGGUUCCUUCAUUUCAAAUUGCACCAUGACAGGAUAAUGGUGGAAUCGAAUGAAGAUGGUUUCAGCGAACAAGAUAUUCGAGCCAUUUGCAGCAUCCACCAGAGCACCAAACGCCAAGCAGGUGGUUACGUCGGUCACAAAGGAAUUGGUUUUAAAUUAGUCUUCAAGGUUGCGCAUAAAGUACAUAUCCAAUCGGGUCCUUUUUGUUGUUCAUUGGAGCACAAAGAAGGAGAGUCUGGCCUGGGCAUGGUUACCCCAUCCAACGUGGCACGCGAAAACCUCCCCGAGACUGUCAAGACCCGCAUGACUCUGUUACUGGCCAGCGCCGACGACUUUGACGCACGCGCUCGAGAAUUGAAGGAUCCCUUGGACCAGGAAAGGUGUUAUCGCACUGAGCUUCCCAAAGUAUUGUCAAGCCACCUUGGGAUCCGCGAUGAAAAAGCCCUGCAAACCUUUCGCACCGUCUUCACGACCAGCGAGAAAAUCCUUGAAAGUAUUCUCAAUGAUGACGGAAUAAUAUCAUUCUCUCACCCAGAAAGCCGAGAAGCAGAGUCACAGUCUUCAGACGGGACAGACUCUGAUGCCAUCUCCAUUAGCUCUCAUGUCUUGUCUAGAGAGGAUUCAGGUGAAGGACCAACAUUCAAUUCACGAAUUAGAGACUCAAGCCCAGUCAACCAUGGAAUUCGAAACAUGACAUCUGGGAGCACAAACUCUUAUGUAUUUUCACAGAAUGUUCGAUCAACACACAGGGCCCAUCAGCUGCAGCGAGCCGUUCAUCGUCACGUUAUCUCAUCUUCUCCAGGUCGCACUAACCCCGACCUCGGCACCAUAAUUGGCCAGGCCCAGUAUGUUGAAGCGCUAACAAAUGUUAUCAACCAAGCACGGGGUGCAAACUUCCGCGGAACUCUACAAACUCCAGCACGCACCCACCGGAAUAAUCGGAAUAGUGUGUCGGGAUAUGGCUUUAGCAUUGAGUCACCCAAUCGAUUGGACCGUGACAUUAAGGUUGGCGCUGCUGGUGAAUUAUAUGUCUUCGAGCGUCUUUUACAACUCGAUCUUCCAGGCUUCAGCCGAUCAAAUUGGAGAAGCACCAUCCGCAAGAAUGUUAUUGUUCACCCAGACUACCAGAAUCUCGCCCCCUGGAACGGAUCUGAGACCGCCGAUAUAGUAUAUUACGACUCGGAUUCGGUUCUGACAUCUAUUCUGAUCAAUGAGGGGCAUCUCCCCGGGUCACCAAGGAAUAAUAUCACACCAACCUACUACAUAGAAGUCAAGACGACCACAUCUGAAUGUGAAACUCCGUUUUUCAUGAGCAAUAGUCAAUACGUGCGGAUGCAAUCAUAUGCAUUAAGACUGGGGGCUGGGCCCACGGAAGACGACAGAGUCUAUAUGAUCUUCAGAGUCUCCAAGGUCACGAGUCGCAAUAUAGGGAUGAAACUAUACUUCGAUCCUGAGAAGCUACGACAAGAGAGGAGACUCAUUUUCACAGCAGACACGUGGAGUGUCCGCCCUCCUGAAUUCUGA